Molecule: messenger RNA, 590 nt
Organism: Mercenaria mercenaria
Lineage: Eukaryota; Metazoa; Mollusca; Bivalvia; Venerida; Veneridae
Product: afadin- and alpha-actinin-binding protein-like
Exons: 5
Source: RefSeq, a predicted model, not a curated record
GUAUGGAUAUGGAGGGAUAUUUACGUAGAGGUGACAGUAAAAGAAGCACUUGGAAAAAUACUGCCACCAGUAAUAAGCAAGAAGAAAUGUAUCAGUUGCUGAUAUCUAACUACGAGGAAAAGCAACAGGAACUGCGAGUAGAGAACAGUGAUCUCAGGGACUGUCUGAUAGAUAUGCAGAAAGAGCUAUCCUCUGUCUUAAAUACCUCAAACACAAACAUGACAAGUCUCCACUCUCAGAAUGGUGAUAUAUCAGCGAGUAGCAGUGAGGAAGAUUUGUCCACAUCAUCAUCUAUUUCACAUGAUCUCAGUGAUGAUUAUUUUCAGAUGCCUUAUGAUCUACUUAGAGAAAAUCUUCAGAAGAGUUUCCAAGGCACGUGUAAACGUUUACGACAAAACAUUAAAAAGUGUUCAUCAAAUACUCAGUCCUCACCAAAGUCUCAUGUGAGACAGUCUAGUCAAGGUAAAUCUCCAUUGCACCAUGUAGAUGAUAACCGGGAGAGUGAACGUAGACAGGAGGAGAUGGAGAAGCUGAGAAAACAGAUUGAUAAAUAUAAAGAUAUUGUUAAACAACAAGAAGAACUUAUACAG